Messenger RNA from Penicillium samsonianum, 537 nucleotides. RefSeq lists its product as uncharacterized. The transcript has 4 exons. The coding region runs from base 1 to 537 and encodes 178 amino acids. NCBI's taxonomy places the organism in Eukaryota, Fungi, Ascomycota, Eurotiomycetes, Eurotiales, Aspergillaceae. The record is from RefSeq and is a predicted model, not a curated record. Gene Ontology annotation, molecular function: RNA helicase activity.
AUGCUUAAUGAGUUGAGUCUCGAGGAUAAGCUCAUUUCUAUUAUAGGCGACAACGCCAGUAAUAAUGAGGCCAUGGCAUCGGAGUUAUACUUCUCUCUUUCCGACCGACCUAGGAUUAACCGAAGUCCUCAGCGCCGACAGAAAUGGAAGGAGAUUUGCAGACUCAACAAUCUCCCAGACAAAUUCGUUGCGUACGAUGUUACGACACGAUGGAACUCGACAUUUCGCAUGGUCGAUGAUGGCUUGAAGUCAAGGCAACAAGUCAACAAGUUCCUAAACCUUCAGGAGGAACUUCCGCCGUUCACUCUCCAAGAUUGGUCACGACUGGAACAGAUUCACGCAGUACUCCACAAGUUCAAUGAGCUUACUUUGUUCAUUUCGAAACGCAAUCCUGAUCUAAAUACACCCCAUCUUUUCUACCCUGAGCUCCAAUCCAAUUACGAUGAGGUCACCGAUUCUUUCGAUUCUAUGGACCUGAAGCCUGACCUGCUUCGGGGUAUCCAUUUCUGUGGUUUCAAGCGCCCCUCCGCUAUAUAG